Molecule: messenger RNA, 6164 nt
Organism: Aplysia californica (California sea hare)
Lineage: Eukaryota; Metazoa; Mollusca; Gastropoda; Aplysiida; Aplysiidae
Product: microprocessor complex subunit DGCR8
Exons: 17
Coding region: 438-3419 (993 amino acids)
Biological process (GO): primary miRNA processing
Cellular component (GO): microprocessor complex
Molecular function (GO): identical protein binding; heme binding; double-stranded RNA binding
Source: RefSeq, a predicted model, not a curated record
GAAGGGAAGGAAGGGAAAGGGGAUACACUGUCAAGACUUCGGCCUCAGUUGCUUUGUUUGUUUAUUUUGUACACAAUGUGAUAUAGAUCUAGAUUCUAGAUCUGACUUAACAGAAGUGUCGUUUGAUUAUUCCAUGUGCUUUAGUAAAUUUUAAAAUGAAAUCAUGGACUUGUGAAAUAGCCAUGACAAUGUCAACGCGCUAGUCCAGGCUAGGUUGGGAGUUCUUCUUCAGUGAAGUUCACUUUGUUGACACGACUUCGUUUGGUAGAUCUAAAAUCUAGAUUUAGAUCUAGAUCUAGAUUAGAAGUUCAGAGUAUCUUACAACGACUGAGAUUGCAUGUGACUCAAAUUGUAACACAUUUAGAUCUCUACAUGUCACGGUAAUAACAGAAUUUCCAAAGUCAUUGUUUGCUUACCUCCUAAGUCAACUGGUAGUAAUGGAAGUUGGUACCGAGGACUUUGGAUCAGAGGAUGUGAUUAUGGAUAGUGCUAGUACUACUUCGAUUUUGGAAGGAAGUCUGUCAGGUGAAGAGGAAAAUGCAGUUGAUGCUGAGGAAAAUGUUGACGCCGGCAGUGAUCCAGGAGAGGACCAUGAGUUUGAAAUAAUUGAUCAGGUUGAAAGUGAGGAGGAGGGAGAUGAGAAAGAUGCAAGAAGACAAAAGACAGGGGAUGAUAAAGAAGGUGAGGAGGAUGAGUUCACGUCAGACAGUGAUCUGGAUGACUCAGAGCUUCAUGCAAUGCUGGAGAAAGGCAUCGAUAAGGACAGUAUCUCUGCCAACAAAGGGGAAGAGCCAGCUGAGGGAGCUCCAAUCAUUAAGCACAAAAUUGUGUUGCAAGAGUUGGAGACAGAUCCAUUUGACAUACUUCCCCCUGGAUGGGUGUGUGUGACCCACAACUGCGGCAUGCCUGUGUACCUUCACAAAGAGAGUCGCGUCUGCACCAUGGCCAGGCCAUACAGUUUGGGAUCUGCCAGUACAAGGAACCACGACAUUCCUAUCUCAGCCAUUCCGUGUCUUCAGUACAAAAGACAGAUUGAGAAACUCUGCGACAAUGUUGAAGUUACAGACAACGGUUGUGGUGAUGAACAGAGGACUGUUGAAAAGAAGAGUCAGGAAGUGUCUGAGGACGGGCAAGAAGCUGUCACUGCUGCGGGAGAAGCAGAGAGGUGUCCUCUCAAAGUCUUGAAAUCUCCGCAGAAGAAAAUUUGGUGUGUCUCACAAGAAUCUACCUCGAAGGCUCUGGACCAUGACAAUUCAGGAGGGGAAAAUACUGUGAAGGAAGUUUCGUCUGUUGUCGCUGCUUCCGAUUCCUCUGCUGCGGGUGGUGUGGACGCUGCAUUAUGUCAGGACUCGCCUCAGACAAUGUGGGUCAUGUCACAGGGUUCUUUCCAAAAAGUUAAGGUAGGUCCUCAGCCGGAAGCUUUGCACAUGGGUAGGAUGGAGUACUGCAGUCAAAGUGCUGCAAGUGGCGAUCAGUAUUCAGGCCAGACUUGUAAAGAAAAAAUUCAUAUUCCGAGAUCGCCGGGUGAGGCAAAUAUUGCUGUCAGUUUAGACUGUUCAACUAUUUUAAAUGAUUCUGAGGUUGUUGAUUCAGAAUCAACACCUACUCAAACAAACAAAGAAUCUCUUCGCGUAAAUGGUGCUGAAUAUAAUUAUGAAAUAUGUGCACAUGAUCCUUCGAAUACCACCUCUGUGAAAUUGGCGGGGAGAAAUCAAGAGGAAAAUAUGGGUCUUUCCUGUCAAAAUGAAGCAAAGUCCCAGUCAGGUUUGGGGGCUGUGUCUGGCUCUUCAGGUGAGAUGGGAGUAAAAAAUGAGGCCCCAAAUUCGGGUGAUGAUGGGAGUGGGUUGGAGGAAGGCGAAAUUGAAGAGCUCCCGACUUCAUCAGACGUGGCUGGUGUCGACGCUAGGAGUGGCGAAAAAAUUCGAUGCCCGGUAGGACAUCAUUCUAAAGACCCAACAAAAUCACUUGUGACUUCGGAAGAGUGCACAUCGAAUAAUUGUGUUCAGUCGAACUUUUCCUCCCCUGAAUUUGCUACGUUCAAACCAACGGAUGCAGCAGUUAACGGUGGCCUCGGCAACGACGACAACGCGAUUGUGGUGAGGGAGGAAGCCUCGAGCAGUUCAGAACCCUCAGAGAUUGUGACCAGCCAGAGCAACACACUGGCCGCCAUCAAGCGCAAGCUCGAGUCGCUCAAGAACAGGCAUGGGGGCAAGCAGAGGAAGCUGGACGGUUCUGGUGGGUCGUCGGCGACAGGCUGGCCCACUGAGCACAACCUGACCGUCAACGUGGUCAAACAUAGCAGCCCAGGAGACUCAACGGAAGCUCAGAACACUGCCAACGAGACUUUGAAAGCUCAUGCUGCUGAAGUGAAAAUAAAGACGGCAGAGGAGCGAGCAAAGGAAUCGCUUCUCAAUUCUGAUUCCUUGCACUCUUACUGUGAACGACUAUUCCGGUUCAAGACAAUUGAAGUGAAAAAAUACAGGUCAUGGCGGGAAAGGAGGAAACACAUUGGCGAAAAAAUCAGAAAGAGCCGACCAGAACUGCCAUCCUCCACAAAACUGAUCACCUGCCCCAUACUGGGCAGUGGUAAGCCUGACAGCUCAAAUCCGCAGUGGAAAAAAAGAGAGUUUGUGCUCAACCCUACGGGCAAGUCCUAUUUGUGUAUCUUGCAUGAGUACAUGCAGAGGACGUUGAAGAUUCAACCGACGUACAUUUUCAAAGAGCUGGAAAAUUCCAAGACCCCCUAUGGAGCGACAGUGACAAUUAACAAUAUUGAGUACGGCACAGGCUAUGCUUCAUCCAAGAAAGUAGCUAAGCAAGAAGCAGCAAAAGAGACUCUCAAAAUUCUGAUUCCUGAUCUCUUCAAUAAGAUAACAGACCAGGAGAUCAAGCGCAACGUGUCAGAUUUAUCAUUUUUUGACGAAAUCAAAGUGACAGACCCACGUGUGAAUGACCUGGGGAAUAAAGUAGGUCAGCCGAGCCCAUACCAGUUGCUUCUGGAAUGUUUGAGAAGAAACUUUGGCAUGGGCAACACGCAGUGCAAUGUGAGUACGCAGCCUCUCAAGAACCAGAAGUGUGAGUUCUCCAUCGAAGUGGGAAAGCACUCGGCUACGGUUGUGGCCAAGAACAAACGAGACGGGAAACAGCUGGCGGCCCAGGCUAUCCUGGCAAAACUCCACCCUCAUGUGCCCAGCUGGGGCUCGCUGCUCCGGCUCUACGGAACCAACAUGGAGAAGCCUGUCGAGAAAGUGGAGGAGAUGAAUGAGAUCAAGACGCACGCGCCAAACCACUCUGUGCUGGAGAGUCUGAAGGAAGAGAUGAGGAAACUACACAAACAAAAGGAAGCCAUUCAGUCUAAAGGAAAGAUCAUCAUCUCUAGCAAAGACCUCCCCAGCAAAAUGUCCGGAGUGGACUUGUGAACAGUGACUAAUCCGUCCCCGAGGGCAGCGAUAUUAUCAAUCCAUCUAUUUUGUUUUGCAAUGUUGAUGUGAAAUUGACGAUUGGUUUUUGGUCCUGUGGGUCUUUUUUUUGUCUGUUGAAUUGAAUGAGUCGUUUGUUGUUUGUUAGUAAUAUUAUUGAAGCGUAACUGACUGUUAAAGAAAUUGAUUGUGGUGGUCAUUUGGGACUUUUGUCUCUUGUGAUGAUGAUACCAUCUAUUGCAAGUUUGCAAUAUUGAAAGUGUAACUGACUGUGAAAGUAAUUGAUUGUGUUGGUCGUAUUGUACUUGUAUUUUGUUGGGGGGUUUUUGUGUCUGAUGAGUUGACUGGAACCAUCUAUUGUAUGUUUGUAACAUUGAGUGAAAUUUACUGUUAAAGAAAUUGAUUGUGUCGGUCAUGUGGGGGUUUUUUUUGUCCACGUUGAAUGGGACUAUCUACUGUAUGUUUGCAAUAUUGAAAGUGAAUUGACUGAAAGAAAUUGAUUGUGUUGGUCAUAUGGGUUUUUUGUUGGAUGAAUGAAUGGAACGAUCUAUUUUAUGUUUGCAACGUAAAUGGGAGAUUAGGCUGUAACGAAUUGAUAUUGAAUAUGCAAUUUAUCUGUUGUUGAGAAUUCUCUUAAGGCUUAAGUGUUAUUUGUAUAAGUGCAAGUUAAAUGGUAUGAUUGUUUUUAGAAAUGCCUAGUACCUGGAAGAAAUAGGGUUUGUAUGAUUUUUGCACAUUUUCUACAGGCCCUGAUCGGCUUUGCAUAGGUCCCAAUACUAGUGGCACCCACUACAGCAGCGUGGGACCUUACCGUAAUCCCCCUUUUUUUUUUCUCUAUGUAAACUUAAUUACCUGUGCUCGGGUUUAGCGGGGCAAGGAAAGGCCCGAACUCGGAUACAGGGGAGACAUUGUCUCCCUCACAGCUUGGGUUAGUCCUGACUGGCAGGGUUGGAAGCUCGCCUCAUAAAUGAUCUUAAUUCUGUUGACGGGAGUGUAAAAACAUCAGAAUCAAAAAGAAAUUUCUUCACUUAGCAAAACAAUCAUAUGAUAUCUGUUUGAUGUUGAUGAGAGGUGGUUGCCACUGCUCAGUGUCGUAAGAACUGCUAAUCUUAGGUCAAAUAUUUGAAAAGCUUGCAAGAUUUUUUCCUUAAAUUGUCAGUUUUCAGCAAAGGGACCUAACCCUCCUCUGUCUUCUCAAAGACUAGGUUCAUUAUUCAUGGUUACAUCCCCUCACUUACAAUAUAGCUGGGAACGUUAAGUCAUUCGUAAUAAUUUAUUUCCUAGUUAGAGAAUAAAGAACAAAUUUCAGUAACAGUAAGGUGUAUGUACCUUCCUGGCUUUCCUCACAGGGACACCGUUUUUUUCAUUUUUGCCAUGAUUUCUGUUAUUUUCUCUGGAAGAACAGUUAUUUUUCUAAGCAUUUGUUUUCUGCUUAAAACUAUACAGUCCAGUCCAUUUGACCUCUGUUACUACAGGAACUUGGGUAAAACAGUGAUAAAUCCAAAUCAAAUCCCCUUUCUUUUCUCUACGGUACAAGUGUAUAAGUAAUACAAACCUGGCUAUAGUAUAUUCAGGGUUCAAUUUGUGCAGACUCAGAUAUAACAGUGAUUUUGCAGCGCUUGAACUUACUUUCGAUCUGUCAAAUUAAAAUUUUGUCUCAACCUAGACAUUAGGCAUGUUUGUAUGAUGGUCACUUGCCUAAACACAAACUUUCAAAUCACCCCGCCCCACCAUCGGUUCAAUGAUAGAUUCCGUCUCAGUGUCAGCAAAACAGCCCGUUUGAUUUACGUUAAUCAUAUAGUAAGCUGAAGGUGCUAUGGUACUGGUAGUUUCCCAUGACAAUGCUUGUAACAGGACUGGCUUAUAACAGGGAAAAACUGCCGGUCCCAUCUGUCCUAUUAUAUCCCAGUUUGACUAUUAGUUCUGUCUAGUAGUAGUAUAAACUGUCAUUUUGUUUUCAAAUGCGUAAAUUUUUAGUUAUUUUCACAAAAUGUACAUAAUAAUAAUAAUAGAUCUAAUAAUAAUAAUGAUAAAAAAUAAGUGACACUUUUCAGUCUUUGAAUGAAACAAGGAGCACUGUGAUAACUCUUUCAGUCUAUAGUACAUUCCCAUAACCCUCUGUGGGCUAUAGAGUGGAUGACUCUGGGACAAAUCUCCAAGUUCUGAGCUUGGGGGUGUUGUUUUGGGGACUUAUUAGGGCUCUCCAUCCAUUUGGCUCGGCCCUAUCAGAGAUGCAGCGUUUAAGUCGAAGGCACUGUCUCUUAAAUGACUUACCUAUGUUGAGAGGAGCAUUAAGACUCUACAUGUACAAUUUAAUCCUUUUUGUCUAGUUAAUUUGGUUUGUGUGAUCAACUCCAGUGAGUUCAACACUGGCGGAGUUGACCGUACUGUAUCAUGAAAAUGAAAAAGCAGUUGAAUGAAGAAAGUAGAUGUAAGUUUGAUUGGAUAAUGAACCCUUGCCCCAGUGUCAGUUUUUGUUUUAAAGUUGAGAUAUAGGGGCCUAGGCCUAGAGGAGAUUUUUGAGGACUUUUAUGAAGAAUCAGCAGCAUAAUUGUCUGAAUGUUGUUAGCUUUGCAACAGCAGCUUUCGAUGUGAUUCCCAUUUGUGCUUAAUGAAGCGCCUUCAAUUUGUCAUUCAUCGUACAAUUUAUGUGCAUGUGUUUAUGCAUUAUAAUGUCAUUCUUUCUUUGCUGUAAUAUUUUUACCUUAAUAAACUUUUUCUAACUUCGAAGGAGAUAUAUAAUCA